This is a messenger RNA of Vitrella brassicaformis, 1484 nucleotides long. The record is from the annotation of a GenBank genome assembly. NCBI's taxonomy places the organism in Eukaryota, Vitrellaceae.
AUGCAGGACGGCAAGGACUUCACAAUCUGGUACGUGGACAAUGUCGGAUUCCGCAAGGACAGCAUAGUCUAUGCGCUCACGAAGGACGGAGCCGUCAAAUAUGUGGAGGCGUCGGAGAUAGAGCAGGUGUAUCGAGGUAGGGGUGUGGCGCAAGAUCCCCUCAACUGGCUGCUCAUCGACGGCCACGAGGGAUACCUAUGGUCUAUGUGGAGGGGACGCGCGGUGCUGGCGGCAUCGUCGCGCCAUGACAACUACAACAUAUUCAAGAAAACCAUGGAUUGCAAUCUCAUUAUGCCCAUCUGGUCUGGGGAUGAAGUCGAGGAGGCCCUAAAAGGGCACCUCCUGGCUGGAUCAGCUGGACGAGGUCAGGGAUUAUGCGGGUGGCAUUAUUCGCGACUAUUUUGCGACGCCGGCCUCGCUCAAGGAUCGCUUUGAAGGAGCUCUUCAGGGCAUCACGUUCGACGAUGUCCGACACUGGACAGGAGAAAGUCCGAGAGGCGUUCACGUUGACGAUAUCCCUCAGAACGUGCUGCUCUCCCUCCACCCCAACAGCUGGGCGCCUUUCGGUGGGAGAGUCGUGUGGCGGUCGCCUUAAAUUUUCAAGCAGUUCCUGCAGAAAGUGGCAGGAGAGCAACUACUGAGGGCGCAACUCGACUUUGUCAUGGACCCCGCACCAGUAGGCGAUAAAGGCGACCCACUUGAGGAGCUCGUCCACCUCUUUUUGGCUGUCACGGAAGCCCCAAUCUACCUCGAAACCCUCAAGAAGCACCAGGCGCGCGUGAAGAAGAUGCCUCGGCCGUUGAGGAUGGUGACCGCUCAAGAGAAGCAGCGGAACCUGCUGAAGGUGCGGUUUGACACGACAGGGCAGGGCAGGGUGGCGCGCAUGUUCUCCGGCAAUAAGGCCAACGAUGGUCAGCCGGAGCUCAACAAGGGGUACGACAGGGUGGGGCAGCCCGGGUUUUGGGUUCGCAGGGACAAGAACUGGCCGGUCAUCGACUCGCUUUACAUCGAUGGUGACACUGUCUACCUCAUCCAAGUCAGUGCAGACAGGGAGCACAGCGCCAGCGGGUUCAAUCAGGGCUUGAUCGACAGAUUGAGAGCAAGCCCGGCGAUGGCGUCUUGCUCCAAGUGGCGCAUUGUGUGGGCCAUCCCUCAGGGCGCAUUGGGGGUGACAGAGUGGGACGAGGAAGCGCACAAGCUCUUCGAGGACGAGGAGUACGUAUUCGAGCUGCCCGCUGAUCGAGCCGAGAAGGAGCUCCAGGAGUACCUGGUGAGUGAGAGUGGGCAGAGGGAGUAAAGCAGGCAGGCCGGGAGAGGCAGGCAAAGCACAGAAAAUGAAGGUGAUUGAUUGAACACGCUCUUGUGUUGACUAUCAGUGUCAGGGUCGUCCUCCUGCCCUAAAGCCUAUCGCCAGAAAGAACGUGGUUUUGCGAUUGUUCGACGCGCUCAUUCAGCCCCAACGGAGCGCGGGGAAGAACUACUAG